AUGAAACGCCAGUUUGACGGCGGCGAUGACUUCGAUCCGUCCAAGCGCCAACGCGGCUCUCUACCAGCAUCGCGGGUUGUGUUCGUCUGCGGACUGCCUGCGGACUGUCUUGAGAGCGAGCUUCUCGCACUCUGCUGCCCAUUCGCAGUUGUCGAGAAAAGCCUCAUGAUCCCUCAGAAACGCCAAGCAUUCGUGCAAUUACCCGACGUCACGUCUGCUUCCAACCUCGUCACAUUCUACCAGACCCGAGACGCACUGAUCCGUGGUAAGAAGAUAUUCUUCGAGUACAGCAACCGCAACGAAAUCACGGUGCGUCCAGAGCACGAUGGCCCGCCUUCUUACCAGCCGCAGCCAGCGCCUAUAGCUGCUCCGUACCAACAACUUCCUUCCAUGCAACAAUACCCACCGCAACAAGAAGUGCCUUUAUAUCGUGGAGACAAUGGAGGUCAACUUGGCUUGCUCCCUAUUGAUGGACCCCGUCGCGGCAUUGGACCACCGAAUCAAAUUCUCAUGGUGUCGGUGUCCAAGAUCGAGUACGACGUCACAGUGGACGUGUUGCAACAGGUUUUUCAGAAGUUUGGCAACGUGCAGAAGAUUGUCACGUUUUGGAAAGAUAACGAGUUCAAGUCGCUGGUUCAAAUGGAGUCUGUUGAUCAGGCUCAGGCUGCCCAGUCUGCACUGGAUGGACGUGACAUCUACACAGGUUGCAACCAGUUGAGCAUCGUUUUCUCCCGUCAUCCAGAGCUUCGUGUACGCUACAAUGACGACCGAUCUCGCGAUUACACCAACCCCAAUCUCCCUCCCGGCCCAGGUCGUGGAGGGGAUGAUCGCAAUGAAGGCGAGCCAGCGACUACUAUUUUGUCUGACCGACGCGAGCCUCCUCAAUACAGUAUCCCAUCUCCACGUCGCGAUGAUUUCGACUACCGCGGCCCUACUCAUGCUCCCAACGUCGGACGCGGUGACCCAUACGCUCUAGACAUGCGUGAUAAUCGUGGCCCGCCGGCGCGAUUCGAUGACCGUCCGCCAAUUGUGGAGAGACCUCGCGAUGCUCGUGGUGGGCGUGAGUUGCCGAUCCAUUCAACGGGGAGGGCGAUACGAGGUGAUACCCGACCAUCUCCUGCGUUGAUUUGCAGCAACAUUGACCGCGAACUGGUGAGUCCACACCGCAUCUUCACGCUUUUUGGCUGCUUUGGCGACGUCCUCCGUAUCAAGAUCAUGUUUCGUAAGCGUGAUACGGCUCUGAUUCAGUUCGUUGAUGAAGUUCAUUCCACCUCGGCUUUGGAUCAUUUGGAUGGUGUUUACGUAUUCGGCAAGAAGCUACGUGUGGAUUACUCGAAGCACACGAGUGUGUCGAUGCCACAUGCAGACGCGGACCGCUUCGAGAUUGAGAAUACGCUCGACUUUUCGAACUCACCGCUGCACCGCUACCGACGCCGCAGUCCGCAAGAAGCUGUCUCGCCCUGUCCUCUGCUACACAUUUCUGGGAUUCCGAUGGACUUGCAGCGCAACCAGAACGCCCUUGUCGACCUUUUCGCGCAGUAUGGCUUCGUCAAGAACUUUCACUACAUGCAGAAUAACUCCAAGAUGGCGCUACUCGAGAUGGGCUCGGUGGAUGAAGCUAUCAUGGCACUCCUUCGACUCGACAAUAUGGAGUACCCGGACUCGCACAUGCGCAUAUCCUUUUCCAGAUCCUACCAGUUUCCUGCUGGCCACGGUGCUGGUCCUGGUCCUGGCCCUGGCGCUGUUCCUGGUCCUAUGCAUGGCCCUGGUGCUGAUUCAGGGGCGUGGAAUCCGCCCAUCCAAGCGCGUCCGAGAGACCGCAGCCGCGAUCGCGGUCGGAAUCGUGAGCGAGGCCCACCUCCAGGUGGAGAUCGAGACCGAUCGUUUCGAGACCGAGGCCCGCCGCCACAGCGAGGGCGCGACUACCAACCACGGGACAACGCUCGCCGUCCUCCUCCGCGAUACUGA
Messenger RNA from Phytophthora infestans T30-4, 1968 nucleotides. RefSeq names its product polypyrimidine tract-binding protein, putative. Lineage: Eukaryota; Oomycota; Peronosporomycetes; Peronosporales; Peronosporaceae. The coding region runs from base 1 to 1968 and encodes 655 amino acids. Gene Ontology annotation, biological process: regulation of RNA splicing; mRNA processing. Gene Ontology annotation, cellular component: nucleus. The transcript has 6 exons. The record is from RefSeq and is a predicted model, not a curated record. Gene Ontology annotation, molecular function: mRNA binding.